AUGGAGGACGAUGAUCAGGCGCCCCAGCCCUAUGUGCUCCUUUCCAUAAUUGCCGCCACGUUGGUGGGCACCGUUGGCGUGCUUCCCAUCUUGGUGGUACCCGCCAACCAAUUGAGCCGGCGCGCCGAAGAUUUUCUUGACGCCCGCCGCAGCUUCAAGGCGGCCCAGAUUGAGAUUAUGUUGCGCAGCGGGGACGAUACCGCUACCCCCCAGCCCCUGGCGGCACUGGCCCAUCCACACAGCCUGGCCGAUCCCAACGUUGCCACUGGCCUUGCCCUCAUGGCCGGCGUCCUAGCCUUUUUCUUUCUUGAAAAGAUGGCUACCAUGUUUGGUGAGGGGGAUCAUCCCUCGAGCCCCCACGCGGACAAGAAUGUUAAGCGCGUGUCCAUCACGGGCUAUCUCAACAUUUUAGUCAACCUUUUGGAUAACUUUACCCAUGGCUUGGCCGUGGCCACGGCCUUUUCCAUCAGCUACGAGACCGGAGUGAUGACUACGGCUGCCGUCAUCGCUCAUGAGAUCCCCCAUGAGGUCGGCGAUUAUGCCAUCCUCAUCCGGAGCGGUUUUAGUGUGUACGACGCCAUCAAGUCACAGCUGCUCACGUCUUUUGGCAGUAUUGCCGGUGCGGUGGUGGCCUUGUCCAUGGACACACAUUCAACCAAGUUUCUGAUCUUGCCCUUUACAGCGGGCGGGUUUCUCUAUGUGGCACUUGUGAGCCUGUUGCCAGAUUUACUCGAGCCGCACAGGAGUUGGCCCUGGUUUGCCGACGUGGCCAGUGUCUUGGGAGGCAUUGCCAUUGUCACCUCGACCAUGCUCCUCGAGUCUUGA
Monosiga brevicollis MX1 is the source of this 825-nucleotide messenger RNA. RefSeq lists its product as uncharacterized. Bases 1 to 825 code for a protein of 274 amino acids. Gene Ontology annotation, molecular function: zinc ion transmembrane transporter activity. Gene Ontology annotation, cellular component: membrane. The transcript is spliced from 10 exons. The record is from RefSeq and is a predicted model, not a curated record. Lineage: Eukaryota; Choanoflagellata; Craspedida; Salpingoecidae. Gene Ontology annotation, biological process: zinc ion transmembrane transport; intracellular zinc ion homeostasis.